AUGGAUUGUCAAAAUUUAUCCCAAAUUUUACAAAACCGCAGCGGUUAUGACAUCCCAGGGCUAAAAAAAUUCGGAAACUCGCAUCUCUACCAUGAACGGACAUCGAAGAUUUUAAAAGGUAAAGCCAAUACAGGAUGGGUUUCAGGAUGUUUAGACCUUAAAGCAGAUAAAACUUAUGUUAACGAUGAGUUAGAGAAGAAAGCAAAUAAGACUCAUACACAUACCAUUGCAAAUAUUGCAAACUUACAAGAAACCUUAAACAGGAAAAGUGACGUUGGACAUACACAUACAUCUUCUGAAAUAACAGACUUAAACGUUAGCCUUGAAAAGAAAGCAGAUAAAACAUAUGUCAAUGAAAUAUACCAAAGUUUAGUUGGAACAACAAAAAAUAUUGAAACUAUUGUUGGUGACUUUUCUUUCAAUGAAGAAAACAAAUAUUUUAGAUGGCAGUUGGUACAGUCCUUAGAAAAUGGUAUACGGUAUAAACUCAUUCCGAAAAAUAACAAUGAAAUGUAUGUAAGCUAUAUAAAGAACGAUGGUACACAAGUUAAAGUUCCAUUAGACAACAACUGCUACUUAAACUUAUAUGGAGACGAACAAAAGAAAUAUUUAAGAGUUUAUGAAAUGGCAGAUAUGACAUUGCCUGACCCAGCUCCGGCACCAUAUUAUUAUGACUAUGGUGCUGAAGGCGGAGCACUACACGCAGAUGAACAAAAGCAAACAUUAUAUUUAGAAUAUUAUAGAUAUAAAAGAUAUAAUGCAAUAGAAAAAACGAGAAUAGUAUACUAUUAUAUAGAUGACAAAAAUAAAUAUUAUAGUCAAGAUUUUACCUACCCUGAAAACAUAAGAUUAUAUUAUAAAAAAUAUUCUGACACAAACCAGAAGAAACCUGAAAUAGUUGCACUAUAUUUUAAGUUCAAAAGAGACAAUCCUAUAAUAUCUCAUAUGUUUGAUUUCAUGAACCCAGUAGGUUCUAUUUAUACAUCUAUGGAAGCAAGAGGUCCUCAAGUAAUGUUUGGUGUUGGUGCAUGGGAACAAAUAGUCGACAGGUUUUUGUAUUGUGCAAACUCUUCAAAGGAAACAGGUGGUUCGAAGAAAAUUAAAGAAGCAAACCUUCCACCGCACACUCAUACAGGAACUACAAACUUUUCUGGUGACCAUAGCCACUCAUUACGAGACCAUCCAUUAUACAACUCAGAAUAUUAUGCUGGCAAUGACGUUUUAUCUCCAGAUUAUAACCAUUCGGCAAAAAAGACUUUUCGACCAACUGAACCAGGAGGAAAUCAUUCACAUACUUUCACAACAAAUCCAACAGGCUUGGGUGAAGACUACAUGCCACCUUACAUGACAGUUUACGCAUGGUAUAGAAUUGCUUAG
Messenger RNA from Trichomonas vaginalis G3, 1377 nucleotides. Its product is annotated as phage tail repeat-like family. The record is from RefSeq and is a predicted model, not a curated record. The coding region runs from base 1 to 1377 and encodes 458 amino acids. Lineage: Eukaryota; Parabasalia; Trichomonadida; Trichomonadidae. The transcript has a single exon.